AGAAUCAUGUCAGUUGCUUUCUAGAUUUCAAUUUGUCGACACACACAACACAACAAUGGCCACUACAGAAACAAAGGAAUAUGUGCGCAAUGAACUGGAUGCGGAGUUUGAAAACUUUUGGGACACGGUCAGCUGCUUUGCAGCCAACUCCUUUCCCUACGAGGAACGGUGUGCCUUUGUGAGGAAGGCCAAGGACUGCAACCGGAGCACCAAUGUGGUGCCCUACAUGAGGAUCCUGGCCUGCGAUCUGAAUUGCGUCAAUGAAUUCGAAAUGUUGAUCUUCCUCACAAUGUUUUUGGCGCUCUGUUUUGUGAUACUGCUUCUACUGAUCCACGUCUGCAACCACUACUACAGCCCGGCUUUAAAGGCCGUAUCGAAGUUUAUGCAUAUGAACGAGCACUUGGCGGGCGUGACCUUGUUGGCCUUUGGAAACAGCUCCGCCGACCUGUUCUCGAACUUGGCCAGCGUAAAUGAGGAUGUGCCCGUGUUUGCCAAUAGUAUGGCCGCCGCCCUGUUUGUUUCCAUGGUUUCAGGUGGGUUGAUCUGCUACAUGUUUCCCUUCAAGAUGAAUGCCUACGAGAGCGUUCGGGAUAUUAUGUUCCUCAUCCUCGGAACGACGAUGCUACAAUACUUUCUGGAAACCGAUAAGGAGGUUUCCGAGUCGGAAUUUAUAUGUAUGUUUUUUGUGUACAUAUUUUACAUAUUAGUGAAUGUAGUAGACGUGUACCUAAUUCGAAGGGCUUUAAUAACAACAAAUGCUCAAAUCGAUGCCCUAUUGGAGGGCGAACUGACCCCGUCGAAAAGAAAGCGGCUGACCGAACUGGAGAAACAACAGGAGAUAUAUACCCGUGACAUGGAAGUGGAGAUUUUCGAGAAGAAAAAUUCGGGUCCCAAUAUAAACAGAAUGCGGUACACCACCUUGCGAAUGACCCGAAAUACUCGCGUUAGCGUGGACAAGAAACAAACUCGAAAUGUGCGACACAACGGGGCGCUGGGAAAGAAUAGGGGAAUAUGUAAGGAAUUCUUUUUGGCCAUGAGACCCUUCACAUGCGCGAAGUGGCGAAAAGCCUAUGUGGUCGAGCGGGCCAUCAUGUUAAUUCAGAUUCCGGGCGUGAUGCUGUGCAGCAUCUACAUUCCUCUGGUGGACUACGAAAUGGAGAAACAUGGCUGGAACAAACUUUUGAAUUGCAUUCAAGUAAUGCUUAAUCCGGCGAUGUCCAUUAUAGUCGUGAAAGCCUUGAUAAGCUCCAGGGGCAACUCUUUGUGGUACGUCGCCAUAAGCCAGGAAUACAUUUACGGAGUCUACUCCCUUCCCAUAACCUUGCCCAUAGCCGUUUUUAUGUUCUUCCAAUCGCGAACCGAUGUGCCACCAUUUUACCAUUCGGUGUUUACUGUAAUGAAUCUGACUGGCUCCAUGCUCAUGAUCUUCUUUUGCGCCACUGAAAUAGACAAGGUCCUGGAGGUGAUGGGUCAUAUAUUGGAGGUCGAGGAAGACUUUAUGGGUGCCACGGUGAAGGCUUGCACGGGGAGCCUCGGUCCUCUGAUCGCCAACAUCGCAAUGGCCCUGCACGGCUACCCAAAGAUGGCCUACGCCUCUGCCAUUGGAGGACCCUUCUUCACCGUCUGCUUGUCCGCCACCACUGUGCUGCACGUCAGAAACCUAGUUGGCUUGAAGGUCACGAAUGUAAGCCAACAAGGCAACUACGGCGCAAAUGCUUUUAUUUUUCUAAAUUUGGGACUAUUUCUAACGCUCCUCUGGUCCACAACGUUGGGUUUUUUCGCACGACGUUCCGUCGGUAUCUUUUGCAUCGUCUUCUACUGUAUAUAUUUGGUAUUUGCUAUCUUGAUUCAUAAGAGCAUCAUACAUUCGUUUUCAGCCGACAUGCCAGUUAAGGCAGCUUUCGGAGAUAUUUAGGCAGUACAAAGUUAUCAGUGUGAAUAAAAGUACAAAUUCUGGGUGUUAA
Molecule: messenger RNA, 1964 nt
Organism: Drosophila subpulchrella
Lineage: Eukaryota; Metazoa; Arthropoda; Insecta; Diptera; Drosophilidae
Product: mitochondrial sodium/calcium exchanger protein
Exons: 7
Coding region: 56-1915 (619 amino acids)
Biological process (GO): monoatomic cation transport; intracellular calcium ion homeostasis; transmembrane transport
Cellular component (GO): membrane
Molecular function (GO): calcium:sodium antiporter activity
Source: RefSeq, a predicted model, not a curated record